GUGGCCGCCAUGAAGGCUGCAGACCUCGCCUUGGUUGAGUAUGGGGAGCGGUCCGAUGACUCUUCCAACGACGAAUCAGGUGAAGCUCCGCGCACUAUGCGGCGAGUGGCCAUGGCGGCCAUCAGCGUGAGCGUCGGCAUGGCCGUGCUUGCACUCGCAGGUGUCGCCUUCCACAAGCCCGACGUGUCUUCCAGCGUGGGCACAGGACAAGAGUCCCGUCUUUGGAGCAUGCAGCCGAGCGAUGACGACACGGGCCGGGAAUUCAUGGAUUCUGUGGCGGGCCU
Messenger RNA from Symbiodinium sp. CCMP2456, 284 nucleotides. Lineage: Eukaryota; Dinophyceae; Suessiales; Symbiodiniaceae. The record is from the annotation of a GenBank genome assembly.